Molecule: messenger RNA, 1266 nt
Organism: Indicator indicator
Lineage: Eukaryota; Metazoa; Chordata; Aves; Piciformes; Indicatoridae
Gene: METTL5
Product: methyltransferase 5, N6-adenosine
Exons: 8
Coding region: 348-1007 (219 amino acids)
Biological process (GO): rRNA methylation
Molecular function (GO): nucleic acid binding; rRNA (adenine-N6-)-methyltransferase activity
Source: RefSeq, a predicted model, not a curated record
UCGGCCCAUCAGCUCGGCCCGCCGGGGCUGCAGUGGUGAAGGAGGCGUCAGCUGGUGCGGGUGGGUCUGCGACUUCGCGGCCAGGAGAAGGUUCUGUCGGGUUGGUGAAGGUCCCUGCUUCUCUUAGGGCCGGACGCCUCACUCGGCGGCGAGCGGGACUUGGCUGUAGAAGGGGAGCCGAGGCCUGGAGCCCCAGCCAGAGGCGGGCGCGAGGCCUUAUCGGCGCCCGGCCUGGGGUGGGAGCGGGUCACCGGCGAUGAGGUGAGGAAAGGAACUGCCGCCGUCCGUGAACGACCUCGUGUUAGCCGACGCUGCGCUUGUCUCCCGUUACCGAUAAAACUAUAAACAUGAAGAAAUUAAAACUUAAAGAACUGGAAAGCUGUCUUCAACAACUUGAUACUUUUGAAAGUCCAAAACUACUCCUUGAACAGUAUCCAACAAGACCUCAUAUCGCAGCAUGUAUGCUUUAUACAAUUCACAAUACUUUUGAUGAUAUUGAAAACAAAACAAUUGCAGAUUUAGGAUGUGGUUGUGGCAUACUCAGCAUUGGAAGCGCAAUAUUAGGAGCUGGAUUGUGUGUGGGAUUUGACAUAGAUGCAGAUGCACUGGAAGUAUUUAAUAACAAUGUUGAAGACUUUGAGCUCACAAAUAUCAACAUGGUUCAGUGUGAUGUGUGUUCUUUAUCUGACAGCAUGUCAGAGACUUUUGACACAGUUAUUAUGAACCCUCCCUUUGGUACCAAGCACAAUAAAGGGAUGGAUAUGAUAUUUCUGAAAACUGCAUUACAAAUGGCAAAAACAGCUGUAUAUUCCCUUCACAAGACUUCAACACGUCAGCACAUUCAGAAGAAAGCAGAUGAAUGGGAAGUGAAGAUGGAAGUCAUAGCAGAACUUAAAUAUGACCUACCAGCAUCAUACAAGUUCCAUAAGAGGAAAUCAAACUAUCCAAGAGGGAAGCAGGAGGAAGCUGUGCAUUUGAUUUCAACAAGGGAGGAUGUGAAGAUGUAGUCAAGAUGCUGGAGUAUGGAACUUCAGCCAACAGGCAAGUUCCUAGGUGCUGAAUGCUGGCCAGAGAACACGUAUCCUUGUUACGUAGAGGAAGUAGAGAGUCUUGGAGUAGACCAAGCAAAAAUGUCAAGAUUGUUAAAAUAUGUUGAGUAGCAAAGAAGUUUUAUUUAGCUGUACCUGUUCUCUUGGUGACUUGAAUGAUGCAGGUGUGUCCUUUGGUUUUGCUGCUUCAGAGUCACAGCUUUAUACUACAUUAACA